Messenger RNA from Fusarium oxysporum Fo47, 1305 nucleotides. RefSeq lists its product as uncharacterized. The record is from RefSeq and is a predicted model, not a curated record. The coding region runs from base 1 to 1305 and encodes 434 amino acids. The transcript has a single exon. NCBI's taxonomy places the organism in Eukaryota, Fungi, Ascomycota, Sordariomycetes, Hypocreales, Nectriaceae.
AUGGACCCUAGUAAGCAGUCUCAAUCGUCCAACCCAAUCUACCCAUUCGUUAUUCUUCCAGAAUAUCAACUUUUAGUGUGCGAGUUAUGCGGAUUUGCAACCCUCCCUAACGAGGUUAACACACACCUCAGGACAGAACACAACGACAUUGCUCUGGAGUGCCGGCGCAAGUUGGUCGAGCAGGUCAACGCAAUCCCAAAUCUUCUCCAAAACCAGGCUAAACUUCAACUACCAUACAUACCGAUUGAACCGAUUUCUUGCCUUGCUGCACCGAGAUUGGACGGACGGAAGUGCCGGAAAUGUGGCUGUAUGUUCCGCCAAGCCCAAAAGAUGAGGCUCCAUUGUAUGAAGGAGCACCUCUGGAAAAACCCACGAGAGAGAGAAAGGCCAAUAUCAGGUCUGGAGCCGGCUGCUGAGUUACCAUGGAUCGAGGGCGUCGCCUGUCAACGGUUCUUUCCUUCUCGGGAAGGUAGCAGAUGGUUCGAGGUCCUUCAAGAAACUAAAAAAUCGAAGAAGGGAGCAAGACUCGCAAAAUCAUCUCGGCCUGAUUUGAGCAAAGACGUCCGAAGCCUGAACUGUGAGGCGCGCGCCCAUCUAAGUGAUGUAUUAGAGCGAGAGGAGAAUUUUUUUGACCAGAUGAAUCAGCCACGCAUGAGUGCCAAGGACUUGGGCAGCGAUGCUCUUGCAUCUACCGGUCUAUGGCCAGAGAGAACUCAAUGGCGGGUCAUCUUUGAGAACGCUCGACGUGAUAUCCUACGAGCAAUGACGCGGUUACCAGAUCGACAUUCAUUGAUGUCAGACUAUGUUAUGGCACAAGGGUGCCAGCAAGGGGAUUUGUGUAUUAGGAGCUCCUACGUGGAUGAACAGAAAAUAUCGUGUACCAUGAGGGCAUUAGACUUGGUGAUAGAUCGCUGCGAGAACACAGUCCAUCACACAGGCCGCACCCUCUUAUGCUGGCUUUCGAGUCCGAAGCUUCAUGUCUAUGGCGAAAAUCCAUUCUGUCUUGUGGCAGAGAAGAGCAGCGAAACUAGAUAUAGGGUGCUUCAGAAACGCUUUCUCGCAUUCGUUAUCCGACUUCAUAGGAUGUCGAAUGCUCUGCAAGGAGAAGUGGCCAACUUUCGGUUAAAUACGGUGCUUUCUGCGAGACUGGAACGUUUAUGGAGUCAUAAAGUUUGGAAUAUGUUCGAUGUAUCUCGGGGACUGUGGCCCAAUCUUGGCAAUUCCCUCUACGUCGAAGAGACUUCUAUGGCCCUACUCAAGAAUUAUCAUCAGAAACGCAUUGCGUUUCCUGUGUUUGACCAAUGA